GGGAUUGUUGUGGCACCCGUGUUUUUUUGUUUUUGUUUUCUGUUAUAGCUUGGUUUAGUAUCGAGUAGUAAGUUAGCUUGCGGAAGACUCUUCUAUGGUUUGCCACUCCUUUCUCGGGAGACAGGUUUAGCGGGUAAUUGGGCUGUAGAACAGUGUGGUUAGUUAUCCUACACGUAGUUGUGUGUAUUUCCGUCCGUUAAGCACUGGCCCAUGUGUACUAGACUGAGCCAUUGGGUACAUAACGGGGGUCAGGGUGUCCCUGACACCCCAGAUGGGGUCCACUUCUCGCACUGACUGCACAGCACUCUGGGGUCCCCCAGAGCGGCUUCUGCCCCCUCCCCACCAUUCCUGGUCGGGGUUCACAAGGGCAGCUGAAGCACGAAACACUUGCGCUUUCACGUCGAUAUGUUACUGGACACGCAAUCGAAUGACCGUGCUUGGAAACGGACUGAAAGUAAAACGAAUAAAUCUUACAGGAUUCCCAGAAAGUGCCACAUGGCGAGCACAAUUCUGCUCAGCUGACGGGACACCCCGUGAAAAUUCCCACACAAUACCAGAUUAGACCAGCGACUGAAAAAUACUAGUGUCAGAAGUAUUGUGAACUUCAUCUGAAACAUGAAAACAGACAGAACAGAAGGGUUCAAAACAACAAAAAGAGGCCAUUCAGCUCUGAGUCAUCUGGUCUAUGCAUGGUACUUAGUAGCUCAGUGAUCCAGGAUAUCAUCUUGUUCCACACUCCCACAACUCUUUGCGUAAUGAAGUGCCCGCUAUGCUCAGUUUUAAGUGCACUUCCAUGCAGCUUCCGCUUGUGACCUCUGGUUCCUAUUUCCCUGUUGAUUCUGAAGAAAUCCGCAGGGUUGAGUUGGCCAGGGCCUUGUCAAUGAAGAGACCUGGGCAUCCUGAUGUAACUGCUUGCACAUUCUCUGUGAGCCCCUCAGACUCGCGGGCUUCAGGGGUCUCUGUUGCCCUUACUUGCCGAGAGCUCUCCUGGUGUUCAUUACGGUCCUGACGUUCAUAUUAUUAUUGUAUGUUGUAUAUUAAUAUUGAAUGUUCUUGCUAUUGAAUCAGCGAGCAGCUAAGCAGAUCUUUUAUCAAACCAGCUGUCAGUGUUAUACCAAUUUACGACAAAAAUUAUACCAGGGCUGCAGAACGGCAGCGGCGAGGAAGAGAUGAAGCGCUGAAAGAAUUAACCAGCGCAAAAAGGCAGAGAAAAAAGAAAACCGGCGUAAAAGAACUGAGGUUGCGAACGCACAGUAACUCAGCUAAUACCAGAGCCCUAAAUAAAGCAGGUAUAUAAUGGAAAUAAAACUAAUAAAGAAGUAAUUAAAUACACUUAAUGGGCCGCCCACGGUGAAAGUCUGCCCGAGGGUGUUCUAACAGCCCCGGGAGACGCGCUGUCCUGCGUGUGUCUGCGGGACCGAUCGCCGGCGGAGUCUCAAGCGCCUCAGACUGCAGUUCAUAUUCCAAAACCAUUCAGUUUUCCCGUUACAGGUUGGGCCCAAAUCUAUUUUUUCUCAGCGGAGAGCUUUUUCACCCUGCUCUCUGCCAGGUGUCCUGCCUCUUGGUUAUGUGGAUUAUCAGACUGCUGGUUCCUUCCAAUAAUGUGCAAAUAAACGGAAAUUCAUUUGUAGGGUUUUUUCUUUGCAUGAUGUGCAUUUUGUCCCACGCUCAGUAAGCAGUGAGUGGCUAUGCUGACUCCACUAGAACAAUGUUAAGGAGUGAAAAUAAUGUUUGAAAACAGUCCUGCACCAGCUACUCUCGGGAGUAUGUGCAAUCGAAUCGCUCUCUGCUAAUCAGAGGAGGGCUGAAUCAGUCCUGCCUCCGACAGUCAGUGUCACACUGCGAAGAGACCCUGGGACAGCGGGCACAGGACGAUGCAGACACCGUCUCUCCUGAUUCUGCUCUCUCUUGCUGAUGUUCUUGUGUGUGGAGAUCAGACAGUGAGAGGGAAUGUUGGAGGCUCUGUCACUCUGAGAAUUCACAUUACGGACAUCGAGAGAGCCUACAGAGUGGAGUGGGAUUUUGGUAAUGAGACGCACAGUGAACGGAUAGCAGAGCUGAGCAAGUGGGAAAGUAAGAUUGAUUUCCUGGAGAAAUUCAGAGGUCGACUUCAGCUGGACAGAGUGACUGGCUCGCUGACCAUCACUGACCUGGACGUCAAUGACUCUGGACUGUACCAGGUUCGAGCUGUCGGAGGAGAUAAAUUUCAUUCAAGGUUUAUUCUUAAUGUCUAUGGUCCAGUGUCAAAGCCUGAGGUCAGAAAGACCCCAGCAGGAAGAGCCCUGGUCACACAGAAUUGCUCCCUGCUGUGCUCGGUGCAGAAUGGCAGAGAGGUGACCCUGUCCUGGUACAGAGAGGGGGAGGAGAAGCCCCUGUCCAACACCAGCUCCCUCAAUCUAAACAGCACCCUGACUCUCCCUCUGGAGACAGAUGGACAAUACAAUAAUACCUACAGCUGUGUGGCCUCUAACCCUGUCAGUGUCCAGACAACCAGAGUCAAGCCUGAGACUUACUGCCCUGGCUCUGACGCAGAAGCGAGAUUCAGAAACAGAGCUUGGGUUCUGGUGUCUUGUGCUCUCCUGCUCUGCCUAACCCUAAUGACAGCUCUCUUCAUUCUUAUGUGCAAGAAAAGGAGAGACGAGCGGCAGAGUGAAGGCUGUGCUGUCCGGGGGCUGAGUGUGGACUGGAGUUCGGGACCCUGCUGUGGACCCGGACCUCAGCUGCACCUUGAGGUUGAACACCCCUGCUGGGAGUUUCCUGCCCGGCUUCAGUGCCAGACUCCUCUGCCCCUCACCGCGGCCUGGAAUGAUGCAGAGCUCCGACUCCUGGCGUCUCCCCCUGCCCGGCCCCCCUUCACUGAUUACCAGUCCCUCAGCCCACCUGCAUCCAGCAUCCUGGGCGAUCCCGGCGGAAUUUCCUUCACCCAGAGGCGGCCCUGGCUCGUGAAGCUCGUGGGUUUCCUGGACAGUCUAUGUGCCAGCCUGUCUCGUGCCCGGGUGCUGUGAGCUGGCCACUCCCCCUGCACUGUAGGGCCCCUGCUCUUGGGUCCAUUACAUCAUGCGGGGUCAGCCCCGGUGACCUGGGGGCGCUGCCUGGUUGUAACAAACACAUCACACAACACACACCAUACGUUACAACAUUUGCAAAACAAGGUCUCACAGGCCUAAGCUCUAUAGUCCCAGAAACCCAGACUGCUAGGUUUGUAACCUGAAAUCCUAUAUAACAUCUAAACAGACCAAUAAGAGGAACACUCGGCGUCCCAAUCUAACAGAGUCCAACCCAGUGCCAAAUCUAUAAUCCUGAGUGUCCCAGAGUGAUAGGGACUCAGUAUAACAAUUCUACAAAUGUAUCACCAAAUUCAAGACCAGAACAAGGUCCACUCACCUGGUAUUUUUGUUUCCUUGCGUAAUUCUCUCUCUCUUCAUCUCUUUUCUCUGACCUUUCUCUUUCCUGUGUCUUUAUAUGAUGUCUUCCUGUCUGCUAAAUGUUCUUCUUCAGUUUUGAGUAACUAGAGUAGAAGGUUUCUUUUGAUCCUCUGUCUCUUGCAGCUCACCCACAGCUGGGUAAAUAGCUCACUUUCCACCUAGUUUCUACCUAUAGUUCUUUUUUACUUUUAUGACCCCUCGUAACAAUAUUAUCACAACUAUUCUGACAAAUAAAUGACAAAAGCAUCUUUUAGUGCCUUAUUUCUUACCUGAAGGCCAGUGUCUCCUAUAGAGAUUAUGAAAGUGAAGUGCUGACUGCCACUGUGACUCAAAUCAGUUCAGUGAGCUUUAUUGGCAUAACUGAUCAAUCAACACAACAUUUACAAUACAAACGCAUCAUAGGAUAUUUAUGUAAAAAAUACAUCACAUAAAACUUUAUUGAGGGAUGAAUCUCUGUCUGUUCCUCAGGCUGGGACAGGAGAUCACACACUGUAUUUUUAUUAUUGAGAGACAGGCUCACUGUCUG
This is a messenger RNA of Lepisosteus oculatus (spotted gar), 3951 nucleotides long. RefSeq names its product CD48 antigen-like. Lineage: Eukaryota; Metazoa; Chordata; Actinopteri; Semionotiformes; Lepisosteidae. The record is from RefSeq and is a predicted model, not a curated record.